Pleurotus ostreatus (oyster mushroom) is the source of this 396-nucleotide messenger RNA. RefSeq lists its product as uncharacterized. The record is from RefSeq and is a predicted model, not a curated record. The coding region runs from base 1 to 396 and encodes 131 amino acids. Lineage: Eukaryota; Fungi; Basidiomycota; Agaricomycetes; Agaricales; Pleurotaceae. The transcript is spliced from 2 exons.
AUGUCUGAGGAUGAACGGGACGAUACGAUCAUCUGGUUGCGACAUGUCGGUGUCGACAAAAAAGAGGUGUACACCAUACUCAACAAGGGCUGCAAGGAGAGCUUGGACUUCAGCUACGGAGAAACCGGCGUUAAAGCGCUUGCACAGUGGUUUCAAGCCGUCGGUGGGGGCCUGAUGGCUUGGGAAACGAUGAAACAUUACAUCGAAGACGACAAGUUCAUAGAAGGCGGCGUCGAUUUCGAACGCUUCAUGGGGCUGUUUCUGAGGAAUAUUGCACCUAAGGGGGACAUCAUUUUCCAUGCUAGCGAAGCCGGGAAGACUUGCCUGCGGGAUUGCAUGACCGAGCUCGGGGCAUUCCUUGAGAACAAAAUGAAGUAUCCGACUACGGAAGAGUAA